Messenger RNA from Asterias rubens (European starfish), 1598 nucleotides. RefSeq lists its product as uncharacterized. Lineage: Eukaryota; Metazoa; Echinodermata; Asteroidea; Forcipulatida; Asteriidae. The coding region runs from base 605 to 1576 and encodes 323 amino acids. The record is from RefSeq and is a predicted model, not a curated record. The transcript has a single exon.
UCUAUGACUGGAGCUGUUGCUUUAGAUCAAUUGUGAGUAGGCUUGAAAGUUUCGUGAAAAUUUGGAAUUUUUGUUUGAGGGAAUGUUCUACAACUUCGAUUGACAGAUCUACCAGUUUUGGAUGGAAUUGCACCACUGGAAAUAGUGUGCAGUAACACAAUGCUAUGAAUACCAUCCGUCGCUUGUUAGGUUUUUGGAGACAAGAAGAUUGUUGCUAUUUCAGCUAUAACCAGUAGUAUUGUGCAAAACUCAAUAAUUUGUUGAGGAUUUGAUAGUUCUGUAACACUGGGAACUACUGCAUGGAAAGACUAAUGCACCAACUGAACUUGUGUUCAGUAUCACAUUCCUAUAUGACUAACAUCCGUUUCUUGUAGGUAUCUGGAGAAAGGAACAUCGUCUUUCGGCUAUAAACAAUAGUGUUGUGCAAAACUCAACAAGGGGAAGGAGGGAAGUAUUUCGUCAAGCAAUGUUGCAUAGCAAGAAAUUUAAACUGAACUGCAAACUGAUUGCUGUAUUCGAGAAUAACAAAUGAUGAUUUUUUAGUAGCAAUUGAAACGUGGCAUUUCGCUCUGCUAUUCAAGGGGAAACGUUCACUGCGGGCAAGAUGGAAACUGGUGAAGGUUUUAAGUCAGUUAUGGACCACGGAGUUGAAGUCAGCACCGAGUUUCUACCGAAGAUCCCUUGCUCGAAAUUCACAAUCAUCGGCAACUCGCGCAUGCGUAACAAGAAACCAGUUCGUAAGAAAGAACCGAUGUGGACGGUUCCAAGAGAGACCCGGCGUCUUCAGAAGAACCAAGCUUUGGAGAUUGGUUCUGAGCAGUCGCCAGAACUCAAACGUAAGUCACACGAGCAGAAAUUUGGGAACCAGGAGGAACUGAAUCGGUUUGAUAAGAACGGGAUAUACGGAGAUGCUUUUCACCGUACGCUGGAUAUUAUGGUAGACCCGGGUGCCGACGGGCGGGACCCCGCAUUGCGCUACCCCGAAUCGAAGGUCGAACGCAAGUACAUUGACGACUUCUAUCGGGACAGGACUAGCUUGUUUCUUCCCAACUACGGAGGGAAUGCUCCGAAUAAAGCAACCCGUAAGUUUGGCAUGCAUAUGUCGCUGCCUUCGCUAAAGGAAGUUGACGGCCAACAGCAGCAACAGACUUGCAAAGGGAACGCCCGGCAUUACUGCGAUGUCGUGGGACAGCGUUACUGCACUGCUUGUCUCAGGGUGCACCGCCUGGACAAACUUGCCGUCAAAGCCAGAGACAAACUGGAACAGCAGCACCCGAUGUCCAAAUCACUGACUGUCCUACCGAGGAUACGGAAUCACGACCACACACAAGAACUCACAGGAACUGCACCCUUUUCUCGUAGAAGCGUAACGCGAACGAAAUCGUCACCGUUGCUAGCCCGGUCAACGGACUUCUCGCGCGGACGGGACACCACGGGAGAUUUGGCGGGAAACCAGCCGGAUCGCCACGAAAGAAAGAGACGAAAGUUGGUGCAAAGGACGAGGGUGAUUACAGAUAGAGUUCCAUCCCUAUCAGAUAUUGCAACGGAUAAUGACAGUCGACACUUAACGUCAUAAUUAAUUGAUUGCUUCCCUUUUG